Messenger RNA from Pipistrellus kuhlii (Kuhl's pipistrelle), 4510 nucleotides. It is a transcript of the gene SLC35D1, whose product is annotated as solute carrier family 35 member D1. NCBI's taxonomy places the organism in Eukaryota, Metazoa, Chordata, Mammalia, Chiroptera, Vespertilionidae. Gene Ontology annotation, molecular function: antiporter activity; GDP-fucose transmembrane transporter activity. The record is from RefSeq and is a predicted model, not a curated record. The transcript is spliced from 12 exons. Bases 316 to 1383 code for a protein of 355 amino acids. Gene Ontology annotation, cellular component: Golgi apparatus.
CGCCGCUGCCCCUUCUCCGGGCCCCUCCGUCCCUCUCACCCCGGCCUGGCCCCGCACGGUCCCUCCCUCCCCUCUGACCCCGCGGUGCACCCCGCCCGCCGCCGGGGCGAAGUCCGGAGGGUGUGAACCCCGGCCUCCCUGCCCCUGGGCGGGGACGGCGGCCGUGCGGGGAGCCCAGGCGGCGAGCGCGCAGUGCAGCCCGCAGCCCGCAGCCCGCAGCCCGCAGCCCGCAGCCCGGCCCGCGCGCCCCCCGGAGCCGCCGCCGCCGCUCGCCCCCGCCGGGCCCUCCCGGCCGCCGCCGCCGCCGCCGCAGCCAUGGCGGAAGUCCACAGACGUCAGCAUGCCCGGGUUAAAGGAGAAGCCCCCGCGCCAGCCUCCACACACCGACAUGCGGAGGCGCUGGGCAUGGCGCCGGCCGAAACGCUGACGGUGUUUCUGAAGCUGCUGGCCGCCGGCUUCUACGGCGUGAGCUCCUUCCUCAUCGUGGUGGUCAACAAGAGCGUGCUCACCAGCUACCGAUUUCCCUCCUCACUAUGUGUUGGACUUGGCCAGAUGGUGGCUACAGUGGCAGUUCUCUGGGUGGGAAAGGCGCUCAGAGUAGUCAAGUUUCCUGACUUUGACAGUAAUGUACCUCGAAAGACGUUUCCACUACCUCUACUAUAUUUUGGGAACCAAAUCACGGGACUGUUCAGCACAAAGAAACUGAACUUGCCAAUGUUUACAGUUCUGAGGAGGUUCUCCAUCCUGUUUACAAUGAUUGCUGAAGGAGUGUUACUAAAGAAGACCUUUUCUUGGAGUAUUAAGAUGACUGUAUUUGCAAUGAUUAUUGGAGCCUUUGUAGCUGCCAGCUCUGACUUGGCAUUUGAUCUGGAAGGAUAUGUUUUUAUUCUGAUCAAUGAUGUCCUGACAGCAGCAAAUGGCGCAUACGUAAAACAAAAAUUAGAUUCAAAGGAGCUGGGAAAAUAUGGCCUGCUCUAUUACAAUGCACUGUUCAUGAUUCUGCCCACCCUGGCCAUUGCAUAUCUUACAGGAGAUGCACAAAAGGCAAUGGAUUUUGAAGGCUGGGCGGACACCCUCUUUCUUCUGCAGUUCACCCUCUCUUGUGUGAUGGGGUUUAUUUUGAUGUACGCCACAGUACUCUGCACUCAGUAUAACUCGGCUCUUACAACUACAAUAGUUGGCUGUAUUAAGAAUAUAUUAAUAACUUAUAUUGGAAUGGUCUUUGGUGGAGAUUAUAUUUUCACAUGGACAAACUUCAUUGGCUUAAAUAUCAGUAUUGCUGGGAGCCUGGUGUAUUCCUACAUCACUUUCUCUGAAGAGCAGCUGAGCAAACAGUCGGAGGCCAGUAACAAGCUGGACAUCAAGGGGAAAGGAGCGGUAUGACCAGAGGAUGGCUUCGGCGACGUAGGCCUGAGACUUUGGUCCGCUUGGAACACUGGCAAUUCUCACACAGACUCGGAGGUGUCUCGAUUAUGGAGAAAAUACCAUUCCUUUGCACUUACACAAUCUGAGGAUUGAUUGCUGCCUUUUAACAUUUUAUGAGAGAAACUUAUAAUGGACUCUAUUUUAAUUGUGCCAUUUGAAUUAAUUUAUAUCAGACUGGAAAAUGCACCGGGCUUUUUAAUUUAUUUUUCUUCUGUGCCGACAGUGAACCAACCACCCGUGUUUGGAAACUGUUGCAUUCCAUAUUUUAAUACCCAGGUAUCCCUGAGAGCUGCAUCUAUAACGCGCUCCGACCGGAGCCUCCUUGUUCACGUCGCUGCUGCGUCUGGAGGCAGGUCCAGCCCUCCUUCCGCGGGGGAUGCAGUGGAGUGCGGGCAGUGUCUCUUCUCUGAGUUACAUUUCUUAACGAUUGCAUUUUCUUCCUGAGGAUAUCGUCGCCGCAUUUGCCAAAGGCUACAACUUUGGCUCUUAAAAAAAAAAAAAAAAAAGGUGGGGCUGUGAGGUGUAUUGCUCUGCAUGUGGGCUUUCCUGAGAAGUCCUGGGAUGAGCAGAGUGCAUUCCUUGAAAACUUGCUGCUGCCUCUGGGUUGUGUGGGAGGGGGAUAAUGAAGUGCUGCAGGAAGCACUUAUCUAUCUGCUUCGUUCAUCCACCUAACAUGUGGUGAGUGUGUAACACGUGCCAGGCCUUAUCCCUAAGUGCUGGGGACACAGAGUUUUCUGGAAGUCGUUGAAUGAUCUCACCUCGGCCGUAGUGACUGAGUGAGGUUAGGCAGGAGAACUUAGCUUGAUCCAUCCAUUCGGCACAUGUGACUGAGAGCAAGUCGUAGAACUUCAUCCAGUUCUCUGACACUGCAAGUCUACGGGUGGGGUGGGGUUGGGAACACCCGUCCCACCCAGCCCACAGCGGUGUGAAACCACACACCGAGGUGUGGGGUCAGAUGCGCAUGAAGAAGUGCAUUUUGUGAACCAUGCAGCGAGGCCCUUCCCUGAGUGAGCAUGGCAGGCAGGCAGGCCAGGUGACCCCUGUGUACCUCCCCCUGCCUCCCUUCUCUGGGUUUAGCCGAUACUCUUCUUACCCCUCUUUAAAUCAACAUGAAUGGAUUGGCUUGAGGGGAAAGGCUGGUUAGGUGCGUGUGUGUGGGGUUGAGGUCUGGUUGAUGUGAGAGCUGUCACCUUCUUGCUCCUGAUGGCAUGAAUACACCUCUCUCCGGUGGCCACUCCCACCUACAUUCUGCCGUCCUCGUCCUUCCGCUGAUGUACUGAGGACACCAGCUUCUCUCAAGCCUAGUGCUGCAUUCUGGGAGAAUGACAUUGCAUUGCCUCUUUGGGUGGGCCGGGGUGUUCAGUUCACAGCCCUGUGACUUUGUUCAGACACAGCCGCUGACUUUGGGGAUGAGUGUUUGCUCAGCCAGUUGUGCAGUGAGUAUGCAGGAGGCCGGGUGCCUGGUGCACACACUACCUUUAGUUCGUCGGGUGUGGAAUCCACUGGGCUCCUCUGAUCUAAACAAUGAAUAAUUUGGUGUCUCGGCAUGGCCCCUGGAAUGUUUUGAUCUGUUGAUAUUUUUGAUGGAGGUCAUAUUUAUGCUUUUCCCUUAUUUUGCUUUGUCUUUAUUAAAGCCUGGCCAGUGGUGCUGGGUCCCCAGAAUUAGCCUCACAGCCAACUUCCAAGUUAUAAGCUCCAUGUAAGAGUUCCUAAAGCUCACUCUUCUUCCCCCCCCCCCACCCCCCUCCAUAUCAGCUGAUCUGAGGAAAUUCUGUGGGAGCAUAGGACAUUAUCUACUGUAAGAUGGUUCUUACUGUCCCUGUUUUACCAAUGAGAAAACAAGACUCAACAGAAGUAGGUGAUUUGCUAAUUAGUCUAAACGUAUGUUUUUUCCAUUGUACCAUGCUGCCAUAAGUUACCUGUCCUAUAAGAGGGAGUAAGGAAAAGGGGGUGCUAGCUGGAUUAGCUUGAGGCAAGCAGUCGAUUGAAUUUUAGUCAGAGAGGAAUAGGCUUUGCACAUCAGGGAGAAUGACGGAUCCCUCUAUAUGCCAGAGCUCUCUUCUAACUCCCAGGCUGGCCCCAGCUGAUCCGCACUCUGGCUGUGACUGCUGCCUGUCACUGCCUGGGUUUGCCUGGGCACAGUGGAAAGGCGUUGUGAGACCUAAUUUUAGCAGCUCUGUUCCUUUUCCUACUAGCCACAUGAAAGAACUUGGACAUUAGAAAUAGUUUGUGUUGCAGAAUUUCUCAUCAUGAAAGGCCUUUGGAUGUGUUCAGAGGUGUUGAACUAGAACCCCACCAGGACUUGAAUUUCUUCUUGGGGUUAGGUUCCCUUGAAGAUCCUCCAUCUCUCCAGGUUAAUAUGGGAAAAGCAUGUAUACGUUACAGCUUUGCUAAAUGCACAUGGUCUCAGGGCCCCUACCCUAUGCCGAACUGACUGACCUGUAGGACAAUUUAUAGAUCCUGUCCUGUACCUGUUCUGAUUUCUGGAUGCUCCCUUCAACUGCCAUCCACAUUUCAGGGUAAGAGGAGGCAGCCUGGGGAAGUUGGGAUCUUUUUGAGAGCUCUGUCUGAGCAAGGACAGAACUGGCCAGCCAUUUUUGGAGUUUGCGUCCAUUAUGUGCCCCUCGGUUACAGCAGUACCCUAGAGACUUACCUAGAGCUAUGGCAUCACCCGGCUGUCUGGAGUGUAUCCUGAGGUUGAUAUUUUGCAAGAUCGAACAUUCUCUGACCUGUUAACUACCUCCUGGGAGGAAAAAGCGGCAGUGUUGAGUUUAGUCUGUAAUGUGCUCUGUGAGACAGCUGUGGAGAGAAUUCUUUUAAAGCAAAAAUCUCUGACUACUAGUUUGUCUUUUUGAGUUAAUGACAGUAGAGUCCGCUUUGGCCAGUUUGCUUUUAUCAGUGCCGGAUUGAUUCAAAUGACUUUGGAGGCUGAGGCUACCCAUGACCAACAUAACAUGUCCGGUGAUUGUUAGUCACCUCACAUGGCUGUUGACUUUAUCAGUCAGUCAUUUGUAGGAUCCAUCUUGCGUGUAGGUGAAAAGUUUUCGGUAGUCCUAUUGUGUCAGAAAUCCAUGGAACGUUCAGG